AUGAAAAGAAUGAGAACGGUUGCAGACUCUGAUAGUGAUGAGAGAGUCUCAACAUCACUCUCUACAUCAGAGAGUGAUGUUGAGAAUUCGUAUAACACUGACAACAAAGUGGAAACCGAUUCUGUGUCAAAGAGUGACUCUGAUAAUGUACAUGAUACUAGUAGUGAAGAAGGUGAUGAAUACGAAAGCGAUCCAUGGGCUCCUUUAAAAGCAGAAGCAACCAAACAAAGUGUAUCGGAAUUCGAAGAACUAAUGCAGAAUUUCACUGCAGAAGGUUUUGACGAAAACGAAGCUAAAGACAAGGCAUAUUUACUUAUCCUACCAAAACUUCGUAAAGAUUUGCAGAAUAUUUAUUUGGAACGUCUACAAUGGCUAAGACAUCUACAGAGAGAUCCAAAUGCACAAAAAGAUUAUGGAAACCAGGGAUGUCUUUGUCAAUGAUGAUAAUUUCGACCACAGGGAAGCGUUAGAGGCCGCUAUUGACAAGAGAAAAUUUCUUUGAAAAGACUUUUCAGAAACACACAGUAUCGUAGUGACAUUGACUCUUAAUGGUUGUUUGUGUUUGAUUUAUAGAAAUAAAAUACGAUCCUGUGUGGUAGCUAUUUUCCCCUAACCCAUUUCUCGAACCCUCUCCCAAGUCCCGGCAAACCUUCAAAAAAGCCUUUGGGGCACAACUAUUUAAUGUUAGGAAUCAGUUGACAUUUAUCAUUUGACAUUAUGCCUCGGAAGUGUAAAGAUUGUCCCAUCUACGGCAAGCGAGCUUUAAAAAGAUUGGCAAACCAUUUGGCAGACGUCCAUGAACUUUCGUCCCAAGAAAGACAACCUUAUCUUAUUCGUGCUAACCCAACAGCUUUAGACUUAGAAAAUGCUUUAACAGAGUUGUGUAGAUUAAUUGGGAACAGCAAAAAGCAGUCAAAGUGGAAUAAAAGCGGGAUAAAGAAUAUACCCAUCCGUCAACCAAAAUCCUCCAGGAAGAGAACAAAAUCAAAUACGAAAUAUGCAAAGAACGUGGACAAUACAGAAAUGAAUGAUGGCUCAAAGGAGUGGUUAAAGUUAGAAACAAAAACGGGACAAAACUCUUAA
Molecule: messenger RNA, 1083 nt
Organism: Paramuricea clavata
Lineage: Eukaryota; Metazoa; Cnidaria; Anthozoa; Malacalcyonacea; Plexauridae
Source: the annotation of a GenBank genome assembly